Messenger RNA from Penaeus vannamei (Pacific white shrimp), 1609 nucleotides. Its product is annotated as facilitated trehalose transporter Tret1. NCBI's taxonomy places the organism in Eukaryota, Metazoa, Arthropoda, Malacostraca, Decapoda, Penaeidae. Gene Ontology annotation, biological process: transmembrane transport. Gene Ontology annotation, molecular function: transmembrane transporter activity. Gene Ontology annotation, cellular component: membrane. The record is from RefSeq and is a predicted model, not a curated record.
GGUGGCCUUGAUGAAUCCAACGGUGUACAUGUACACAUACGAAAUGACCGAUGCACGGAUAAGAGGCGCGAUGACAGGACUCACCGAUCUGUGGACGGCCUUUGGCUUUCUUCUGUGCUAUUUGUUCGGCUGUUUCUACUCCUGGGAGGUGAUCGCCUGGCUCGUUCCUCUUCUGACCGGAGUUCCUUCCUUCAUCGGCCUUUUGUUCACUCCUGAAUCGCCCAUGUGGUUGGUGCGGAAGGGCAAGGAGCAAGAGGCCUUAACGACUCUCAUGAAAUACAGAUGUUCUACAGAAGAGGUUAUCGAAGAAGUGAAAGCUGCGACGAAGACCUCAAACAAGGACGUUUCUUUCGUGCGCUCUCUGCAGGAAGUCGUGAAGAAGCCGAAUUUGUUGGGCAUGGUGGCCUCUGCGUUGCUGUUGGUGAUGAAGGAAAUGAGCGGAAAUUCGGGAGUCAAUACAUAUAUUGUCCACAUUUUCCAGUUCGCAGGCGUGGGAUUGGACCCAAACUGGAGCUCGGUGGUGGUCGGCUCAGUCCGCUUUCUGUUCAACGGUCUCUGCGCCUUCCUCAUAUACAACGUUCCUCGUAGAAUCGCCCUGGCCAGCGGGGCAGUCAUCUCCGCCAUUGCAGCUACAAGUCUCGGCAUUUUCUUCUUCCUUCAGAGUAUCGAAUACGACGUGUCUUAUCUCGGAUGGGUCCCCCUCGCCAGUCUCGUCUUUUACAUCAUCGGUUACGCGGGAGCGCUGGGGCCCUUCUGCUGGCUCACGUCAGUCGAGGUCCUGCCAGGUCCUGUGAGGUCCAUCGGCUGCGGCACCACCAACGCCGUCUACUCUGCUGUGGCCUUCCUCAUCUCCAAGUCCUUCCCGGACAUGCAGGCAGCUGUAGGUCUACAUGGGAUUUUCUGGUUUUAUGCAAGUUCUUCAAUUUUCAUUCUGGUUAUUGUUCUCGUCUUUGUUCCCGAAACUUAUGGCAUGUCUAUGAAAGAUGUCGAACGAUAUUGGGAAAAUGUCUCCGCGUCAAAGAAGGAAAAGGAAAAGUGCGAAUCUGCAAAGGUUGAUGAGCCAGUUCCUAUAGUUAUGGUGAAAUAUUAAAUGAUAAACAGUAAAUGUUAUAAAUCGUAUACGAAAUAUUGAAUAUGCAUAUUAUUCAGCAUUAACUGAUAAAAAAGUUCCUUUCAACAUAAAUUCCUUUUUAUCAGAUUUCCAAUGCUACUAUCACCAAAAAUAUUAUCAUAGUUUGUUUUCUAUGGUGUUGAGUGUUAUACGACAACUAUACGACUUCUACAACUACCACUGCUCUUUCUCUCAAGCUGGCAGGCAUUUUCUGUGGUCAUCUCCAUCACUUUCAUCUGCUUUAUUGCAUUGUUGUUAUUGUUAUAUUAUGUAUAGAAAUUUAUGAAAAUGUUCUUACCAAAUAAAGUUGUUAGCUAAACAGUUAAGUUCUCUUUGGAAUUAUAGUUUUGAUACAUCUUGUAACUCAAUAUAUUUUUAUAAAAUAAAUAUCAAUGAAUAUAAACAAACAUUUAAUUGUCAUUUAUUUGUUGUAAGUUAACAAUUAAAAGUUUUCUCAUUUCUUAAUCAAAAUCUGACAAUACUUGUCUGUCUAUUACA